AUGUCUCUCUGCUGCAGCUCCCUGCUGAUGCUGCUGCUGUUACUGUCUCCUCUGGGCUGGAGUUAUGAGGGUCUGACCCCAGGCUGUCACCUGCACCCCUUUAACGUGACCGUGCACAGUGACAGGCGCAGCACGUGUCGUGGGACGCAGCUGGUGUUUGCGUGUGUGGGAUACUGUGAGUCUAGCGCCUUCCCCUCACGAUACUCUGUUCUGAUCGCAUCCAACUUCACCCACAACAUCACCUCCGCAUCCCGCUGCUGCACCAUCAGCAAGGAGGCCAAGGUGAAGGUGCGGCUGGACUGCCCUCGCGGUCGUCAUCAUGAUGACGUCCAGAUCCUGACGGCCAGAGCCUGUCACUGCGACAUGUGCCGCAAGUCCCGCUACUGA
Knipowitschia caucasica is the source of this 387-nucleotide messenger RNA. NCBI's taxonomy places the organism in Eukaryota, Metazoa, Chordata, Actinopteri, Gobiiformes, Gobiidae. The record is from the annotation of a GenBank genome assembly.